AUGUGUGAUUGGUAUAAUGAAUUUACAUUAAAAUUUUUGGAGUUCUGCCGAAAUGAACGCGUUAUUUGGGACCCGAUGCAUCCGUACCACAGAGAUAGAAAAAUAGUCAAAGAUGCAUGGGUUCGAUUGAGAGGACACCUGGAAUAUCCCGUAACCGAAUUAAAGGAAAAAAAACAAUCGCUCAUGGCUACGUUUAGGGGCCAUUUGCGUAAAAAAAAAUCUUUGACCGGAUCAGGAUCCGGUGUAAAUGAUAUUUAUAAGCCAACAUGGUUUGCUUAUGAAUAUAUGGAGUCUUCUCUAGGACCAGUUUACAGAUGCCAGAAAACUAUAGAUACUCAAGUUACAGUAAGUACCUACAAUAAAUGAUGUAUUCCUUCUUAAAGGCUGUACAAAGAUUCAGAAAUUUCUAAUAAAAUUAGAUUUCUUUGUUAUUUUGACAAGUUCAAGUAAAAUAUCGUGGCAUUUUAGGAAAAUCUACUGAGAUCCAAAUUUGGCUCUCAUGGCAGUCAAGUUGUUAAAAUUCAAAAAUAAUUUAAUUUAUAAUUUUUUAUAACUCAAUUUAUUAUAUAAUAAUACAUUCAGUUAAUUACAAUUAAUAUACUAUUUUUUUAUAUUAUAUAUUAUCGUAAAAGUAUGUAGUAAAAGCUUAUCUUAUCUUGAUAGCAUUCGUUGUUGGUCGACGAGAUACUACUAACAAAGGCCUAAUUGCGCAAGAAUCCUGUACGUCCAGUCUCCAUGAUCUCUCUUGAAUUAAAGUACCAUUAUCAACAUACGUAUCAAAUGUCCCCGGUGGAGCAUAAAUUUGUUUGGAAUUAUUUUUUUCUGAUAAAAUUGUGUAGUAAUAUGCAUGUCAUAGUUAAAAGUGUUACUCUUUCUGUAUUUCAUGCAAUUGGUUUUCUAAAUAUUCGAAAUCUCGAAGUUAAUAUCCCAAACGUGUUUUCAACUAACACUCGUGAACUGGAUAAUUUUUCAUUAAAUAAUCAUUUCUUAGGUCCAUAUUCAUGAUUUCCCUGAUAAGGCUUCAUAAUGCGCGUACAAAAUCACAAUCACUUAAAAAAACAUAAGGCAAGGGUUCGUCUGAUCCAGACAAUAGGUAUGGUGUCAGCAAAUUCAAAUUAUUUUCCGAAAUUCUCUCCCAUAAAACACUAUUUCGUAAUACGCCGGCAUCACUAAUCCUUCCUUGGCUGCCGAUGACGGCGAAAAUAAAUUGAUAAUUACUGUCAACUACGGCUAAAAGGACGAUGCUGAGAGUUUUUUUGUAAUUAAAAUACUCCGAUCCUGUCUGAUAUGGACAUUGUAUGUGUUUUCCAUCAAUUGCCCCGAAGGCAUGCGGAAAGUUUCCACUGAAUCCUUUUUUCUACAAUUAGCCAUUUGUCUUUUGUGGACGGCAUCUGUAAAAGAAACUUAACGCGGUACUUGAUAUUUUUUUUGGUUUUGUUUAGUCUUUUGCAUCUGACGAACAAAGUCAAAGUGAAGAAAUCAGCUCUUUAUACAUUGAAGAAAAUCAAAGUAUGGUAACUGAAAAUAUGGAGCAUACGAGUACAGUAGUUCCCGAGCAACCAAACACAACACCACGACCAACGCCAACGUUUCGACGUAGCAGUAACCCUCCUGAGCUUCAAGAAGCGGGAAACCAAACAAAGGAAGCAUUUGGCAUGGUAAAAAAUGUAAUUACCAAAAGAACUGUUGACGAAGAAGAUGAUGAAUAUGAUCUGUUUGCUAAAUCAAUAAUGAAAAAUAUAAGAAAACUGCCAGAACGUGAGCGAAAAGAAUUUAUCAAAGAGAUUGAUAGUUUGUACGAUAAAUAUUAUUACCGGAUAUAUAAACCUUAUUGAUAAAUAGGAAAAAUGUGUAUUAAAUAAAACUAAAAUAUACUUUUUGCUAUAUUUUCGGAUACUUACGUUGUUCUAUUUCAAUGAAUAUUUUUUAUCCACCAUCUUCUUUUUUUCCAUGGCUUCUUAAUUUUCUUUUUGCAAAAAAUGUUAACGUAAUUAUAAUAUGCAAAUGCACAAUACACUGUAGCAGCAGCAACCUCAACAACGUCCAUGUUCAUUCAAAAGUCAAAACUGAAGUACUGAACACAAAAAUGCGAGUGACUUACAAAGCCUCGCUGCAUGUGUACUGCGUGCACUCACACUACCUCACUACCUCACUUAGCCUAAAUAUGUACUGCCGGCAUAAA
Cinara cedri is the source of this 2182-nucleotide messenger RNA. The record is from the annotation of a GenBank genome assembly. Lineage: Eukaryota; Metazoa; Arthropoda; Insecta; Hemiptera; Aphididae.